This is a messenger RNA of Saprolegnia parasitica CBS 223.65, 720 nucleotides long. RefSeq lists its product as hypothetical. The record is from RefSeq and is a predicted model, not a curated record. The transcript has a single exon. Lineage: Eukaryota; Oomycota; Saprolegniomycetes; Saprolegniales; Saprolegniaceae. The coding region runs from base 1 to 720 and encodes 239 amino acids.
AUGACCGCCGCCGAGUACAUCGUCGUGAGCGUCAUCGCCAUCGUGCUGCUGCUGCUCAUUGGCAUCUGCGUCCGCCAGCGUCGAGCCGGCGCGACCACGAAGGACCGGGCGCUCGCCGCCUCGCUCGUGAGCUCGUCGCCGCUCUUUUGCGGCCACUCGCGCCGAUCGCUCAUGGAUCUUGGGCUGCCCGCGCCGUCCCUAUCGCUCUCCACUGUGGGCGGCCUGCGCGGCGAGGCGUCGUCACAGAAUGACACGGCGCUCUCGUCGUCGGACGCGACCGAGUACGCACCGCCGGUCGACACCAAGGCGACGCCGAUGGAUCCCGCCCUGCGCACGUUCAACGACGAUUUCUUCGUGCUCUCGCAGCGCGGGGGCCAGAACGGGCUCCCGCUCCUCGAAUCGACGCGCGGUGACGCGCCACCUCGACACAUCUCGGUCGUGGAGAGCAUCGACGAACACCAUGACGACAAUGAUGACGAGAACGAUCGGCCGAGCGCGCUCUGGCACAGCUUCCUCGAAGAAGGUAGGUCACUCUCGGUGUUUAGCGGCGGGUUCUCCGAUAUGGACGACGACGACGACGAUCUCAACAACUCGUUCUUGCAGCCGCAGCGUUACACCGAGUCGAUUGCUGACGACGAAGACGACGACGACGAGCUCAACCUCCAUGGUGUCCUCGUCGACGCGGCCAGCGUCGUCUCGACGACCAAGGUCGACUUGUAG